AUGGCUUCCCAACGGCCCACCAUUGAGCUAGGCACAGUCCUCAUCGUCGGCGGCUGCGGGUUCCUCGGCUGGAACAUCGUCAACCAGCUGCUCGACUUCCCCUCCGAAACCGACGCCUCAGUCGCGCUUCCUCGAAUCGAAAACGACGCUCGCUUCGAAUACCCGCCGCUGAAGGGACGAUACCCCAAAUACGAAAACACCCAAGUCCAUGUUGUAGACUUGCGCAUAACGAACAACCGCCUGCCAGGCGCAGAGUAUCACCAGGGCGAUCUUACCUCGGUAACGUCUAUGUUGGAGGUGUUUCGCAAAGUCCAGCCAGAUGUUGUGAUCCAUACUGCUGCCCCCGUGCCAUUGGGCUCGACCGAUGAAAUGCUGCGGAAAGUGAAUGUUGAUGGGACGAGGACCCUAGUCGAGGUUGCCAGCGGCGUACAUGGCGACUGGGGCAAGAAGUGCGAAGCGUUUGUGUACACAAGUUCAUCGUCAGUAGUGCAUGAUACGCGGAGUGACUUGAUCAAUGUCAAUGAGGACUGGCCAUAUGUGCGCGGAAAACUGCAGGGCGAAUACUAUUCCGAGACAAAGGGCCUCGCCGAAGAACUCGUCCUCAAAGCCAACAAAACCAACCCUUCCGGCAUGCUCACCUGCGCCGUGCGCCCAGCAGGUAUCAUGGGCGAAAAGGACACAUUACUAUCCUACAAAAUGCUGGAACAAGGCUACCUCGGCUCCAACCUCUCGCUGCGCUUCCAACUCGGCGAAAACAACAACCUCUUCGACUUCACCUACGUCGGCAACGUCGCGCACGGCCAUUUACUGGCCGCGCGCGGCCUCCUCGCCAGCGCAGCACGCUACCAAAUAGGCAAAGACGCACCGCUCGACUACGAGCGCAUCGACGGCGAAGCAUUCAACCUCACCAACGACGCGCCCAUGUAUUUCUGGGACUUUGUGCACGCGCUCUGGGCCCUCCUCGACCGUCCCGUGGACCCGUCCGAAGUCUGGCCUUUACCCGAGGGCCUCCUACAGAUCAUCGGCGGUAUUGCCGAGGGCGUAUUUGCCUUGCUCGGCCGCACGCCGCGUCUGAACCGCAAGGUCGUGCGGUACUCGUGCAUGACGCGCUUCUUUUCCUGCCGCAAGGCAAAGGAGAGAUUGGGCUAUGAGGCUGUUGUCGGUAUGCCAGAGGCAAUUGCGCGAACAGUGAGUUACUGGGUUGCUAAUUAUCAUCCUGCGUCGGGGAAGAAGACGCAGUAA
This is a messenger RNA of Talaromyces atroroseus, 1242 nucleotides long. RefSeq lists its product as hypothetical. NCBI's taxonomy places the organism in Eukaryota, Fungi, Ascomycota, Eurotiomycetes, Eurotiales, Trichocomaceae. The transcript has 2 exons. The record is from RefSeq and is a predicted model, not a curated record. Gene Ontology annotation, molecular function: 3-beta-hydroxy-Delta5-steroid dehydrogenase (NAD+) activity. The coding region runs from base 1 to 1242 and encodes 413 amino acids. Gene Ontology annotation, biological process: steroid biosynthetic process.